AUGAAUGGGGCAAUUAAAUACAGUAAGAUUGAUUUGAAGGCUGGGUAUCACCAAAUUCCCCUUGAGAAGAGUUCCAGGUCCAUUACUACAUUUAUUACGCAUCGUGGAUUGUUUCGCUAUAAACGAUUACCUUUCGGUAUCAACUCGGCCAGCGAGGUAUUUCAGCAUGCUAUCGAGAAUGCCAUUCGAGGGAUAGACGGAGUUCGUAACAUCGCGGAUGAUAUAAUUGUUUGGGGGUCAACACAACAGGAACAUAAUUUACGGUUAGAGCAGUUAUUUGCUCGCUUAGACGAGUCCGGCUUAACCGUAAAUAAUGACAAAUGUCUAUUUGAUCAGAGAGAACUUUGGUUCUAUGGCUUUCUCCUUACUGAUUCAGGCAUAAAAGUUGAUCCAAGGAAAGUUGAUGCAAUUAAGCAUGCUAAGGAACCAAAGGACACAAAAGAACUCCGUAGUUUCCUAGGGCUAGCAAACUAUUGUUCCAGAUUCAUCAAGAACUUUUCAACUCUUACAUCCCCCUUGCGAGAACUUACUGUAGCCAAAACACCCUAUGCAUGGACACCUAGACACACAGCAGCAUUUGCUGCUAUUAAAGAAGCUAUACAGAAAGACUGUAUCAUGCAUUUUUAUGACCCAAAUCAGAAAACAUGUCUAACAGUCGAUGCAAGCCCCACAGGUCUUGGAGCAAUAUUGUCUAACAUUGACAGAGCAGGUAAUUUGCAUAAUGUAGCAUAUGCCAGUAGGUCACUCACUCUAACUGAACAACGGUAUUCACAAACCGAACGAGAGGCCUUAGCCGUUGUCUGGGGUUGCGAACGGUUUCACAUGUACCUCAUUGGUGCAGAAUUCACAAUUUGCACCGAUCACAAAGCCCUUGAGGUAAUUUAUUCACCCAAAUCCAAACCACCUGCUCGGAUUCAACGGUGGGCUCUUCGCUUACAACAAUACAAAUUUAAUAUAAUAUAUCGCAAAGGCGAAGGCAACCCUGCUGAUCUACUUUCUAGACAACCACUACCUGUAGUAUACACUGAACAUUGUGACAUUGCUGAACAAUAUAACAAUUUUAUAGAGAAGAACACCAUCCCGAAGGCCAUGAGUAUCGAGUCCAUUAUUGCAGCAACUGCAGUUGAUCCAGAAAUGCAAUCAGCGAUUGAAAGUAUCCAAUCGGGUGUCUGGGCAAAGCAUCAUCCCUUUUAUGCAGUGAGAGAAGAACUCGCUGUCACACCAAACAGUCUCUUGCUCCGUGCAAAUAAGUUGAUCAUUCCAACAAGGCUUAGAAAUGAAACCAUGACACAUGCCCACAAAGGUCAUCAGGGCAUUGUCAAAACAAAACGAGCCCUGAGGACGAAAGUGUGGUGGCCGCGAAUUGACAAAGAUGCGGAAGAAUUUAUUAAGCAUUGUCACGCAUGCCAGUCUCUCGGGCAUGGUGAUCCGCCACCGCCUCUUCAACAACACAAAUUGCCCUCCAAACCAUGGGAUAGACUUCACAUGGAUUUUUGCGGUCCAUUUCCCACGGGGGAAACACUUUUUGUUGUCAUUGAUUCAUAUUCAAAGUUCCCAGAAGUGGAAAUAAUGAAAUCCACUACUGCCAGCGCCGUCACGAAUCGCCUGGACAGAAUUUUCGCAGUUCAUGGCAUUCCCACUGAAAUCUACUCGGACAAUGGUCCACCGUUUGCUAGUGAUGCAGUGAAGAAAUUCAUGCGAAAUCGCGGAAUAACUCACCGGCUUGUAACACCUUAUUGGCCACAGGCCAACGGGGAAGCCGAGUCGUUCAUGAAGCCCCUCGGUAAGGCUGUAAAAGCAGCGAAAAUGGAAGGAAAGGAUUGGAAAGAAGAGCUACAUGGUUUUCUGUUAGCUUACAGAACUACACCACACUGUACCACCGGGGUAGCACCAAGUCAACUGUUGUUCAAUCGCGAAGUUCGUACGAACAUGCCAACUUUUGUGAAAGAGGGGGAUAUUGAUUACAAGAUUUUACACGAACAGGCUAAGAUAAAUACGUCAGAGAAGCAGUCGAAAGCGCAGCAGUAUACAGAUAAAAGACGACGAGCUCGGAAAGCAAACAUCGAAGUAGGAAUGAAAGUUUUGGUGAAACAAGAACGAAAAAACAAAUUUAGUACUGUUUUUGAUCCAACACCUUUGACUGUAACGAAAGUUAAUGGCACAAAGAUAACCGCAGCGAGACACGAUCUCACUACCACCUGA
Molecule: messenger RNA, 2202 nt
Organism: Paramuricea clavata
Lineage: Eukaryota; Metazoa; Cnidaria; Anthozoa; Malacalcyonacea; Plexauridae
Source: the annotation of a GenBank genome assembly